Messenger RNA from Onychostruthus taczanowskii (white-rumped snowfinch), 3061 nucleotides. It is a transcript of the gene GTSE1, whose product is annotated as G2 and S-phase expressed 1. The record is from RefSeq and is a predicted model, not a curated record. Gene Ontology annotation, molecular function: microtubule binding. Bases 68 to 2083 code for a protein of 671 amino acids. Gene Ontology annotation, cellular component: cytoplasmic microtubule; microtubule cytoskeleton. The transcript has 11 exons. NCBI's taxonomy places the organism in Eukaryota, Metazoa, Chordata, Aves, Passeriformes, Passeridae.
CGCUUUCCAAGCCCGGCGGGUGCGCGGCGCGGCUCGUGCGCGGCGGCCGUGAGGGGCGAGCGGUACUAUGGAAGAAAACAAAGAAAUGUCAGUACAUAGCCUGAGUCAUUUGACGGAAGAAAAACUGGAUAUUUGCACAAACAGUGUUUCAGACUUUCCUCUUCUGACUGAUGAAAAGUUUGAUUUUGACCUUUCACUCUCUUCAACAAGUGGAAAUGAAGAUGAAGUUUUUGUUGGACCUGUGGGACACAAAGAAAGAUGUAUUGCUGCCAGUAUGGAAGCAAAAAAGUCUGUGUCUGCUUUUGAUGAUAAACUCAUGUGGAGCCCGCUUCAAGGAGAGAAAUUUGUGGAAAUUUUCAAAGAAGCUCAUUUGUUGGCACUGCAAAUAGAGACUGGAAGCAAGGACAAGGAGACCAAAAUAAGCCAAUCAGAAGAACAGGAAAACAAGACUGUAGAAACAUUUGUGGAGGACUCAAAGUCAAAGCUGAAGAUACUGAGAAACAAAAACAUAGAAAUAACUCCCAGGCCUGUUAAACGGGAGACGUACUGUGUGCAGGAUAGCCCAGCGUGUCAGCUGCCACCUUGUUUUCAGAAGGCCUCGCACAAAACUGUGUCAGAUGGCAAAGAAUGUGCUCUUCCUGCUCCUCCUGACAGAAGCCCUGUUAAAAUCUGUGUGUCUCCUGCAAAAAAUGCUAGAUUCCCCCUAUCAGAGGAGCAGGAAACUAAGGAAACAAAUACAAAGGCAAUUGGCAAACUGCCAAUGGCAAAACCAUCAUCUGCUUCUGGAAAAAGCAAUUUGUUGACAAUUGACAAGCCUGGCUUAAGGAAGAUGACAUAUCUGAAAUGUCCUCGUGUUGCCAGUGGUCUCCCAAGGAAGACUACAUCAUCAUCUUCAUCAACAGUUUCCAGCAUGAACUCAAGCCUUAAUUCAAGUUUACCAAUUUCUCCUAUAGGCAUAAAAGGAAAAUCAAGCGUGGCAUCAAAAGCUAGUCUGAGUGGCUCUAAGCUUUCAUCUAGUACAAGCAAGCUGGCCCUUGUCAGACCUACCUCAGUGUCAUCUCUGCAAGCUGCCAAUACUGAGAAAUCCAGGAAGCAAGUGAGAUCAGCUAGUACUCCCAAAAUACCUAGUGCCAUAAGCCUGGCUAAAUCUUCAGCUUCUGCAACAUCAUCUGAGGCUGCAGGCAGCGGAAUUCGGAGACCAAGCUCUGUUUCCAGUCUGCAGCAGCUAUGUCAACAGAAUAAAGAUGGGAGUUCAACAAAAGGAAGCCUGUGUCCAAAGCCCAAGGCUAGAGUUUUGUCUCUUUCUACAAGUCAAACUAAGGCUCCUGUGAAGACUCAAGAUGCAACACCAAACAAGUUGGUACCAAAAGCAACACCAUCUCUUGGAUUAACAUUUUGUGGCACACCUGGAAGUGCCAUGGCAGUCAGCACUCCUGUGAAAGCCUCAGAAGAGAAGGCCUUCCAGAGCUUUUGUUUCCCUGAGAAGGCUGCCGCCAUGACUCCUGCCAGCGUGAAGCGGUCUGGCCUACCUACGCCUGUGCGUCGGAUCUCGGGGUUCCCAGCAGCGACUCCUAGAACUGUACCAAGAAUGCCAACUUCUCCACAUGCUGCGUCUCUUCGGCAAAGCUUCAGCUUUUCUACCAAAAAGACUUUUACAGCUGGUUCUAAACAGAAACAAGAGAGUAAGACACAGACAUCUUCAGAAAAUGACACGUCUCCUCCAGCUGUGCUACCUCUUGUACUUAACUUCUCCCCAGAGAAAACUGCUACAGAAGAAGCAGAAAAUGCAUUAAAAGAGGCAGAAGUACAAAAUGAGCUGGCUGAAGUACAAAAUGAUCUGGCUGAAGAGAAACAACCCGAGGCUUUACUGCUAGAUAUUGGAGCAGAUGAAUCUCUCCCACACACUUCUGAAUGUGAAAGUAGACCUUUGAUUGACCUUUCCAAUACUCCUGAAGUGAGUAAGAUUUCUUCUGCAAAGUCUGUGUUAUCUGGGCAGAUAAAGUUCUUGGCAGCAGCCCAUUCUAAUCAAAAAAAGAAGGGAUGCCUCUCCUGUUUAUUAGCUGCUCUCGUAAUCCUCUCCUAAGCUGGAAGAUGUGUACUGUUUGAAUCUGCUCUAAAUUUUACAAGCAUUUUUACACAUUAGUGGCUUGAAGGUAUCUGCCUUUAGAUCAUUGUCAGAUGAAUGCUGGUAACUAUGAGGAUGCAGCCUUUGAAAAAAAGUGUAGUUGGGCUCAGUUGAGUACCAGGCCCUUCAAAUUUUGUCAGAAGAGGAGUAUUGCAGAGCUCUGACUUCGGGGUGCAUGUUGAGAGGAGUUCAGAAGUGCUGUGUCCUGUCUGGAUGGUACUGUCACUACAAUAUGCACACUACUGAAACUUAGAAAAGGCUUUGAGGUUUUUAAGGUAAGUAUGGGCAAUAACCACCUUUUGAGAAGCUUGUGCUUGUCUAAGAAUGAGCAUGUUUUUAAAAACCUGAAUACAAAAGCUUGACUGUGGUGUUUUUGUAUUUGUCUUCUAGAUACUAAUAAGAACCCUAAACAAUAAAAGUACUUGAGAAUAAUAGAGAUUAUAACUGCUAGUAGCUAUGCACAACAGUUGACUACUAGCUAAAUUUUUCUGGUUUUCUUUCAGCUAAUUGAUUUGAGUUCUCCUCUUAUUACUCUGAGCCCUGAUGUUAACAAAGAAAAUCUGGAUUCCCCUCUACUGAAGUUCUGAAUCUGAACUGAAACGAAGAAUUCUUAGCAACUGUGAUCUUUGAAGUGGUUUUGGUGUUAUUCCUCAUUUCUAUAACUUUUUGAAGAUGGCUGUAGAUUGUCUGAUGAACUGCACUAACAAGAUAGAAUUCUAACACUCUUGAUACAGUCACUCUGAUAAUGGUUUUGUUCAUGGAUGUGCUGCAAUGGAUGUGUUUAAACUAUGUUGCUUGAAGGCAAAAAAAUUUGAACUGUAAUUCCAGUUUCUGAAUUGGAAGCCUGUCUCCUUACUUCUUACUGAUUGUCAUUUGAUUCCUCUAUGUACAACAAAGUUCUAAUUUAAAAUAAAUAAGUUGCUUGCUAAACCCGUA